CGCUCGUGAGUCGGCGGGGGGAAUUCUUUUAAGAAAUAAAGCCGCAGACAUAUGGAAAUAGCGAGAGAGCAGGGGGGCAUCUGUGACCGGCGGCGACACGUGCUCCUCUCCUCUCCCCCUCCUCCUCACGGGAGUUUCUGAAGAGGGAGGGCGGCUUGUGCAUCCCAUCAUCGUCUUCCUCAUCUGGCGUCGGAGGGCACGGCCGAGUGUGAGCCAUGACUCUGAGCUCAGAGAUGUCGGAAGCCUCCAUCCUUUCGGAAGAGACCGACAUAGACGUGGUCGGAGAAGGGGAGGAUGGGGACGGCCAGACGCGCUCCUACGUGGACGAGGUGGCGCAGAUGCACGACGGCAUCCUCCUGGACGGCUCUCCUCCUCCAUGCCUGGACAGCUCCACCUCCUCCAGGGAUGCCUACAAGCCGGCGGGCAAGAACACCCUGGUGAAGCCCCCUUACUCCUACAUCGCCUUAAUCACCAUGUCCAUCCUGCAGAGCCCCAAGAAGAGGCUCACCCUCAGCGAGAUCUGCGACUUCAUCAGCAACCGCUUCCCGUACUACAGGGAGAAGUUCCCGGCCUGGCAGAACUCCAUCAGACACAACUUAUCCCUCAACGACUGCUUCGUCAAGAUACCGAGGGAGCCCGGGAACCCCGGGAAGGGCAACUACUGGACCCUGGACCCGGAGUCGGCUGAUAUGUUCGACAACGGGAGCUUUCUGCGGCGGAGGAAGCGCUUCAAGCGGCAGCAGGCGCAGGACUUGCUGCGGGAGCACAACGCGUUCAUCCCCGCCGCCGCUGCUGCUGCCGCUGCGGCGUAUGGGUACGGACCGUACGGCUGCGGAGGAUACGGCAUCCAGCUCCAGUCCUACCACACACACUCUGCGCUUUUUGCGUUUCAGCAGCAGCAGCAGCAGCAGCAGCACCAGCAGCACUCCAGGCACUCGCAUUCACACACGGGAACCAUUAUCCCCGCGCCCUCUCUCAUGCCCACCACCACGGACUUAGCCAGGAGUAGGUUUUACCCGCAGCUCAGCUCCAGCCUGGGCUCCGCCAGCGCGCAGGCUGCGUCCCCGGUGCAGAAGUCCAGCUCCCCGGUGCAGCGCUCUCCCUUCUCCAUAGAGAGCAUCAUAGGCGGCUCUCUGAGCCCCUCCCGGACUUCCCCGGUCCUCGUCCCGGUCUUGCCCUCGUCGCUGGGGCCUGCAGUGGGGGGCCAGCCGCACACCGUCCACCCGGGAACUGUUUUACACCCGGCUGAAAACUUUGCGAGCAGAGUGGCCAGCGGUCUGAACUGAAAACUUUUCAAGAGAGUUAGACAAAAAGCAAACUGCCGCAAAUCAAAAAAAAAAAAAACGCGCCCCUCUUUGAAGGUAGGAUUAUUUUUGUAUGUUUAUUUGAUAGCACACAGCUGAAUGAUGGACAUGAAAACACGAUGUGUGCCUAUAUUCACGCUGUUUCUAAAGAUAUAGGCUAUUUAUGUUCAUUUAUCUUCGGUGUGAAUCAGACUUUUUGGACCACGAACUUUCCUUGUACUUUCAAUGAAGUGAUUCUUUUCAGUCACUGUUUUUAGGGCGUCUCAGGAUACAAUGACUUAAUGAGCAGGUUAUGAAUGAUCACAUGUUUGAAAUAGGCUAAUAAUAAUGUAUUUGUGUCAAACACAUCCAUGUUCUUUUUUUAUUAAUAGUUAUGGCAAAUCAAAACAUUUUUUCCCCCCAAGUUUUGAUUUGAACUUUGUAUGACACAGCAAGCAAAAAUCUUACAUUUAUAAUAAUAUGCAGUGUGUGUUUAUUUCAGUAAUAAAACAUUGUACA
Messenger RNA from Platichthys flesus (European flounder), 1802 nucleotides. It is a transcript of the gene foxd1, whose product is annotated as forkhead box D1. The record is from RefSeq and is a predicted model, not a curated record. Bases 216 to 1286 code for a protein of 356 amino acids. Gene Ontology annotation, biological process: anatomical structure morphogenesis; cell differentiation; regulation of transcription by RNA polymerase II. Gene Ontology annotation, molecular function: RNA polymerase II cis-regulatory region sequence-specific DNA binding; DNA-binding transcription factor activity, RNA polymerase II-specific. The transcript has a single exon. NCBI's taxonomy places the organism in Eukaryota, Metazoa, Chordata, Actinopteri, Pleuronectiformes, Pleuronectidae.